ACUUUAAUCCAAUUCGAGCUCUCUUCUUCUUCGUCUCCAACACACAGACAACCUCCAGCCCCCUCUGCUUCCCGUCUCUCCCUCCCACAUUAGGGCUUCACUCCUCCGCCUGAUUCUUCAUCCAAACCCUAAUUCCCAAUUCGAAAUCACAAACCCUAAUAUCCCCAAUUCGAAAUUUACAAAAACCCUAAUUUCCCAAUUCGAAAUUACGCAAACCCUAAGCAGGUGAGAAGAGCGGUAUGAGCAGCAGGAGUAGAGAUGAGUAGGCUCUCAUUCAGGCCUCGGCCCCUCGACAUCCACAAGAGGCUCCCCGUCGUCAAGUCUUUCAAGGACUUCGAAGACGAUGAAGCCGCCCCCACCUCCACCCGCAAUUCUCAGCUCCUCCGCCUCUCCGCCGUCGACUCCUCCUCGGCCUCCGCCACCGAAAUCGAGGUCCACCCUCCCCCCGCCAAGAAGCUAGCCCCUGAAAUCCCGACUCCUCAGUUUGUUGUUGUUGAUACUUAUGAGAGAGACUACUCUCGCACUUUUGCCCAACCCAAUUCCUAUCUCCGCGCCAGAGGAGCCCGGGCCGAGCUCGGAGAGUUUGUGGAGUAUGAUUUAGAUAAUGAGGAUGAGGAUUGGCUUGAAGAGUUCAAUGGUGAGGAGGAAAUUCUUCCUGCCGAAAAGCUUGAGAGUCUUAUUUUCAAGCUGGAGGUUUUGGAUCAUAAGGCUCGGGAGAGAGCAGGAGUUAUAACCCCUACUCUUGCUUCACCUAUCCCUGUACUUCUACAACUUGAUGUUGCUACUGAGGCUCUACAUGGUCAGCCCCUCAGAUAUGCUGUCAUCCGGUCUGUUUAUGAGUAUUGGAGAGAUAAGCGUGAAAGAUGGCAGAAGCCUAUCUUGCGACGUUUGCAGCCUCCUCCACCGGUUAAUGAUACCAACCCAUACAAUGUCUUCAGGCCAAGGGAGAAAACCCACAGACUGCACACGAGAAGGAUGCAAAGAAGGGAAAACAAUGUGCAAUCAUUUGAAAAGCUUCGCCAGGUUAGGCGCAACCUGGACCAAGCCAAGACCAUUGUGGAGGCUUUAAUCAAGAGAGAAGAAAAAAAGAGAGCAGUCAUGGAGGCCGAAGUGGAGCUUCAAGUAAAUCAAAUGAAGUACAAGCAUGAGACACUGCUCCUGGAAGAUAGUUUAGUCCUUCCUGGUUUUCCACCCAUGUCUUCCAAGUUUGUUUCAAGUGAGGAGGAAAAUGUUGAUUCAGAUGACUUUGAAAACAGUCGGCCUCGUACACGACCUUCUGCACUGCCUAAUCCGCCUUUACCAGACCCCAACUUGAUCACAGGAACCAUGAAGCAAGAUUUCAGGCGUCGGCAUGCACCUCAAGGGUGGCUUCAUAAAAUGGAUCCCCUCGAGCCAGUUUUGUUAUUUACAAAACCCUUAGUUCCAGAGAAGUUGGCAGCUGCAGGCAUUGUACCACCAUCAGAUUCUUCAACGAAAAAUGGAGUAACCACAGCACCUUUUAAGUUCCGCGGAAGAAUUGGCCGAGGGGGCCGAUUAAUAUUUGAUAGAUGGAACCCAUUGAUGCACACUCCAAUCGACUUUGGGAAUUCAUAUUAUAUACCUCCUAAACCUCGACCAACAACAUAUAAUUGAACGUACCCCUGCUGGUAUGACCACCAGUGUUGUGAGUUAUGACAGAAUUGGGAAAAGGUCCAGUUAACCACAGGCAGACCUGGGAUUAGUGUGGUUGAACUAACCUUUGCUUGCGCCCGGAUAUCGGUAUCUAUGGAGGGUGGCUGUCUUGAAACUUUGACUGGAGAUUGAUUAUUGAGGGGUAUUUGUGGAUGGCAGGAGGGUGGGCGUAAUGCCAUAUUGUAUUCCCCUAGUGUUAAUGUCUGUUAAAAUUGUUUUCAUCUGCCCAGCCCGUGUCCAUGUAAAGCUCAUUAUCAAUUCAUUUGGCAUAAACCUAACGAUCGUAAAUUCUCUAUUAAUACAGCCAUUUGGUGCAACCAAGAUGGUUGCUCUGUUUCUCUA
Messenger RNA from Rosa chinensis, 2013 nucleotides. Its product is annotated as enhancer of polycomb homolog 1. Gene Ontology annotation, biological process: regulation of transcription by RNA polymerase II. Gene Ontology annotation, cellular component: piccolo histone acetyltransferase complex. The record is from RefSeq and is a predicted model, not a curated record. Bases 259 to 1632 code for a protein of 457 amino acids. NCBI's taxonomy places the organism in Eukaryota, Viridiplantae, Streptophyta, Magnoliopsida, Rosales, Rosaceae. The transcript has 11 exons.